This is a messenger RNA of Oreochromis niloticus (Nile tilapia), 3877 nucleotides long. It is a transcript of the gene nuak2, whose product is annotated as NUAK family, SNF1-like kinase, 2. The coding region runs from base 271 to 2151 and encodes 626 amino acids. NCBI's taxonomy places the organism in Eukaryota, Metazoa, Chordata, Actinopteri, Cichliformes, Cichlidae. Gene Ontology annotation, molecular function: ATP binding; tau-protein kinase activity. Gene Ontology annotation, biological process: microtubule cytoskeleton organization; protein phosphorylation; intracellular signal transduction. The record is from RefSeq and is a predicted model, not a curated record. The transcript has 6 exons. Gene Ontology annotation, cellular component: cytoplasm.
GUGUCCGUCUGCGGGCGGUGCUCCGCCGCUUUCCCCCUCACUCUUGUCUACCUGCUGCCGAGUCCCAGCAGCAUUACUGAGCUAACACGCAGAUGUUCCAGUUCCUGCAUAGAGCUUCUCGAUCACACUAACCUCCAGUUCUCAGCUGAAGACUUUGUAUCGAGACUUUAACCUGAAGCGUGCCUGCGGCUCCACACAGAGGGAAUGCAUUUUUAACACCUGGGUCUGAAAGUAAAGCGACACAAGACAACACCGCUGCCGGGGGUCGGCAUGGAUGCAUUACGCGCUGCCCAUCUUUCGUCAGCGUGCAGCAGGUCGUCCGUCGGGGGAGCUUUUCACGACGAAAACACACCCUUCGGGAAAGCUCAGUUCCAGGUGCCCGUGAAAAAACAAGCCGUGAAGAGGCACCACCACAAACACAACCUGAAACACAGGUACGAGUUUCUGGAGACCCUCGGAAAAGGAACCUACGGCAAGGUGAAGAAGGCCAAGGAAAGGUCCGGUAGACUGGUUGCUGUAAAAUCUAUCAGAAAGGAGAAGAUCAAGGAUGAGCAAGAUCUGAUUCACAUUCGCAGAGAAAUCGAGAUCAUGUCCUCGCUCUGUCAUCCGCACAUCAUCACCAUAUAUGAAGUAUUUGAGAACAAGGACAAAAUUGUGAUUGUGAUGGAGUAUGCCAGCCGAGGGGAUCUGUAUGACUACAUCUGUGACAAGAAAAGCAUCCCCGAGCGGGAGGCCAGGCAUUUCUUCAGGCAGAUUGUGUCAGCUGUCCACUACUGUCAUCAGAACGGAAUCGUACACCGGGACCUGAAACUGGAGAAUAUUUUACUGGAUGAAAACGGCAAUGUUAAGAUUGCAGACUUUGGGCUGUCGAACCUCUACCACGGUGACGAGUUACUUCAGACUUUUUGUGGCAGUCCUUUAUAUGCCUCCCCGGAGAUUGUCAACGGGCGUCCGUACCAUGGCCCAGAGGUGGACACUUGGUCUCUUGGGGUGCUUUUGUACACGCUGGUUCACGGAACCAUGCCGUUUGACGGAAACAACCACAAGAUGCUAGUGCAGCAGAUCAGCACUGGAAACUACCGGAAACCAAACAAACCCUCUGAUGCAUGUGGACUCAUCCGCUGGAUGCUGAUGGUGAAUCCUGACCGCCGAGCUACAAUAGAGGAGAUUGCCGGUCACUGGUGGCUCAACUGGGGCUACCCGCAACCGUUACUGUGUGAGAGAAGGAGCAGUCAUGUGGAGCAGACCUCUGCCCCAGUAUCUCCGUCAACAUCACAGCCUGCUGGGCUGGCCGGUGUUGCUAGUUGGCUGCGUCGUACAUCCAGGCCUUUACUGGAGAAUGGCUCCAAGAUGCGCUGCCUGCUCCGCACGCAGGGCGGUGCAGGGGAUGUAGUCCGACAACGGUCCCUGCGAAGGUCACGUAAGGAGAAUAACAUCUCCCAGACAGUUCACGAGGGUAGCACAGACACUCGGCCCUCCAAGGGUAUUCUGAAGAGGCGUAAUAGUGUGAAACAGAAGUCGAUAAGCGAAACAUCAACUGUCAGUUUAGUGGAGCCACAAAAAAUCUUGGACUUGUCUGCACCAAGUAAAGCACCUUCAGCUGCACAGCUGCCUCGCAAAGGUAUCCUAAAAAAGCCUGCUGAGCAAGAGUCGGGGUAUUACUCAUCAUCUCCAGAGAACAGUGACUCUGGCUUGGUAACGCAAACUAAAGAGUGCCCUUCAGCACCACCCUACAGGAAGGGCAUCCUCAAGCGUAAUGGAAAGUUCUCCUCUGGUGGGUUACAUGAGUUUGGGUCUUUGGACCAGCUGGCGACAUCUCUGCCCCAUGGAGGUGGCCGAUCGAGACCAAGCUUAGCCAUCAGCGAAGAUAGCAUUUUAUCUUCAGAGUCCUUUGAUCAGCUGGAUCUACCAGACCACGUGAGACCAGCAAUCCAAAUGGAUAAACCAGCCAAGGCGAACAUGAGAGGCUGCGUUUCUGCUGACAACCUUCUGGACAUCCAAGAAGACAGAACUGUGUCCGAUGGGCUGUUGAGGUCCUGGGACUGUUACAAGUCUGGAGUGGCUGACAGUGCCUUUUCGAUUUCAGACUGUGAUAACGUCACAGAGGCUUACAAACAGGCCAUGGUCAUACGAGGCUCCAAUGCAAGCUGAAGACCAGUAAUAAGGGACAAUUCAUCCUGAAUUUUUAAGUGACUUUAACACUACUGUGGUCAUGAAAGCCAAAGUGCAUUAUGUGAAAAUACCAGAACACUGUAAGGUGAUCGUUUUGGCAGAAUUCAGGAAUUAACACCGUACCAAAACAAGGGAGAAGACUGAUUGUAUUUGAGAUGGUCGAUUUGAUUUAACCGAAACUAAAAUAAGGAAAUGCAAUUACGCAAAGGAAAUGUUACAGAGUGCAAUUUGACAACUUUCAUCAAACGGUCUCAGGAGAAGAGAGCUUGAACUCUGGUUUUCAUUGUUAGAGGUUGCUAGUCAAUUAAUUCACAAUGAAACCAAAAGCACUUCAGAGACGGACAUUCGGGAGACAUUUUUAUUACAGUUACAGUAGAUCUGAAGAAAGUUCAGUGAGUGUUAUUUGGAUUCUAGCUUCGUAAUGUUUGUCUAGGAUGAAGACAACAGUAGCACACAGUUUCGAUGCUGAAAUGAGUUUUGUUUAUGGGUAAGGUAACAUUUCACGGAUGCCAAAGAGCAGAUUUGCAAACCUUGGCGAUAAAAAUCCCCAGCAAAAUGUGCCAAGUUUUGAUGUUUGAAACCGGGACUACUGACUUUUUUAUAUAUAAAUGUUUUUCCUGAAAUGACUUGUUCUGUGUUUGGAUAAUGACUUGAAUAAUAAUAGUGACCCUAUGAAUCACUGGCCUAACCAGUCGAACCUGCCUUUGCUUGCUAGCGUGCGCUGAUACAAGUGCACAAACAGCCUUUGAGUCUACAUACACGUGUGGGAGUUUUACAAAAACAGGUGGGGCCCAGUUUUUGUUUUGUUUUUUUUAAUUUUAUUUUUGAAAAUCAACAAUAUCAAAUUCCCCAACUAAUUACUAGUUGUUUGUUUUAUGAAGAUGAAUCAUCGGUUAUGAAACAGCGUAGGGUUUUAUAAGGUCAGAUAACACCAGUUAAAAAUAGCGCUGCUAAAAUAAUCACUGAAUCAAAACUAGAGUUCAAAUUAAAAUCAUAAAUUAGGCAUACAGAUAUUGAUCCUUAAUUAAGCUUGACCAGAUAUUUUCGUAGCUACCGGGCUCUGUCUUGCUUUAUAAAAUACUCCUGGUAUUCAGCUACAUCAACAUGUAUGUUUGAUUUUCAUUUGGAUGCUAAGCCAGCGCCUGGAAUCGCACUUUCAGGCCACUGAAACCUGAUAACUACACCAUUUAUUUAUCAGUGUCAUGUAACAAGAGUUGCACAAAGCCAUUGAUGCAAGCUGCAGAACCAUGUUGUUCAGAAACAUCGUGGUUCUGAUGAAGGAGGCUCAUCAGGAAUUGAAAGCCUGUUCAUAUGCAAAAGAUACAUUUUUUUAUUUUAAUUAUUAGAAGUUUGUUUUUUGUUUUUUCCUUAAUUUCUGGAAUCUGAUGGAUUGUAUUAAGAUGAAGGUAAAACUCAUUCUCACAGAUGAUCUUUGAUUAUUCAGGUGUGACAGGGAAAAAAUUGUUAGUAAGAUGUUUGUUUUUGCCUUUUUUUUUUUCUUUUUUUUAAAAAUGUGUAACAAUUUAAUAUGUUUGUUGUAAUGUGGGCAUUUCAUUGUUUUUGUUUCUCCCUUUCCCUUAUCCCACAUAUUUCAGGUUUAAUUUAAACCAUGUCUGCCAAAGUUACUGGCUUAUCAUUUGUAUGACUGGUCUGCUGUGUUGUCCUUGCUGGGAUGAGGAAGUCAAUAAAAAACGACAACAAACAA